UUCUGGUUUAGCCCAUCGUUUCAAAUCUUCCCACAACCCUAAAUAUAUUGUAGCAACGGAAAAUUCUUUCCACGUACAUUUUUAUCUCAUCAAUCUAUUUCCAUCUGUGUUGUGUUUCAUUAAUGCAAUGGGGCGCUGGAUAAAACCAGAGGUUUAUCCACUGUUUGCAGCCACAGGCGUCGCUGUCAGUAUGUGUGUAUUUCAAUUGGUUCGGAACUUGAUAACAAAUCCUGAUGUCAAGAUUUCAAAAGAGAAUCGUCGCGUUGAUGUUCCAGAGAAUUGGGAAGAAGGGAAGAGAUAUGCAGAACAUGGUGUGAGAAAGUAUGUGCGCGAAAGGGCCCCUGAGAUUAUGCCUACUAUCAACUCAUUCUUCAAUAACACUUCUAAGUGAACGUCAAAUGUUACUGGAUAAUAUCUUAUGAUUUUUUUAUAUGAUUUUUUUUACAAGAAACGAUGCUUAAAUAAUUUUACAGUGUAUGUGAUGUACCUCAUUAAUGAGGAUUUUUUAUUUGUGAAUUGGAUUUUAAGCGAAAAGAGUGAAAAUGGUUUUGCACUUAUGAAAAGCCGUCUUGUACAUAAGGCCUUCAACUCAAAUUGAUUUUGAUUUUGAUAAAGCCUAAAUCCUUAUAGAACAGUUAACAAUGAAAGAAAGGGAUUUUCUAAAUAAAUUGUUUAUAUGUGAUUUUUUUUACAAAUUUAU
Messenger RNA from Cryptomeria japonica (Japanese cedar), 700 nucleotides. RefSeq lists its product as uncharacterized. The coding region runs from base 128 to 391 and encodes 87 amino acids. The record is from RefSeq and is a predicted model, not a curated record. NCBI's taxonomy places the organism in Eukaryota, Viridiplantae, Streptophyta, Pinopsida, Cupressales, Cupressaceae. The transcript has 3 exons.